Messenger RNA from Didymodactylos carnosus, 465 nucleotides. The record is from the annotation of a GenBank genome assembly. Lineage: Eukaryota; Metazoa; Rotifera; Eurotatoria; Philodinida; Philodinidae.
AUGCUGUCGGUGUAUUGUAUUCGAUUGCCCAAGGAGGCAAAUACGGACGAUCGAGUCACAAUCCUUGUCGUCGCCGAUUACGUGACACGAAUUUAUAUGAAUCAGGAAUUAAAAGGUGUCGAUGUUAUCCGAAUACGACGUCUAGAUAAAGGGACUAAAUUCGCCGAGGCGUUCAGUUAUGUUAUACGAGUUAUUCAACAGUUGCAGCAAGAUCUCAGUUACAAGAAGUUUCAAAAUGUGAUUAUUCUUAUGAGUGACAGAGAAGCAAAUUAUUCAGAUUCAGAAUUAAACACAUUACCUACUAUAUAUCGUGGUGCUAUAGCUAAAUUUUGGACAGUUGUUCUGGGUGCAAAAGACAGAAAUGUGUUAUCAUUAAUAAAUAAAACCAUGCAUGGUGAAUACAAAAAUAUAAAAGAAUCGUGCGAUUUGGUUGAAGCUUAUGUUGACAUUGCUCAAGAUAAUUAG